UAUAGUCUAUACUCUAUAUAUCCCCCUUCCACUAAACCCUGUUUCAUACACCUCCAACACUGCUAGGCAAAGCUAAUUAGUCCUUCCACAUUUUACUUUGAUCAUCUAGUUUGCCAAUUUUAAGCCAUGAGUGCUUCAACUCAUGACCAAUUUGCUGCCACUCUGAUCUUCCUAUUUUUCUCUCACUUUCUAAGAGGGUCAAAUUCAGCGACAUUCAGCAUCGUAAACAAGUGUAGCUACCCGGUUUGGCCGGGGAUUUUAUCCGGCGCCGGAACGGCGCAACUCGCCACCACCGGCUUCGCCCUGCAACCCGGCCAGUCCAACGCGGUCGCGGUCCCCACCGCCUGGUCUGGCCGCCUGUGGGGCCGGACCCUGUGCUCCACGGACUCCGCCGGAAAAUUCUCCUGCGUCACCGGAGACUGCGGAUCCUCCGCCGUGGAAUGCGGCGGCGGAGGCGCCGUCCCACCGGCCACACUGGCGGAGUUCACCUUGAACGGCGCGGGGGGACUGGACUUCUACGACGUCAGCGUGGUGGACGGCUACAACCUCCCCAUGCUGGUGGAGGCGCGCGGCGGCGGGAACUGCACAGCGACGGGGUGCGCGGCGGACUUGAAUGGAGGGUGUCCGGCGGAGCUGAAGGUGAAGACGGUGGCGAGUGGUGAGGGCGUGGCGUGCAAGAGCGCGUGUGAAGCGUUCGGGGAUCCGCGGUAUUGUUGUAGCGGACGUUACGCGACGCCUGAGACAUGCAAGGCGAGCUCGUACUCGCAGCUGUUCAAGAGCGCGUGCCCACGCGCUUAUAGCUACGCCUACGAUGAUGCCACCAGCACCUUCACUUGUGCCUCCGCGGAUUACCGCAUCACUUUCUGUCCCUCGACCUCCUUAAGUUCGAUAAAGUCAGGGAAUGGGAAAUUCCCAGUAGCAGUAGAUAUCUCAGUUGGCCAUGCUUAUGCUGACAAAUCAGCCAAUGUCAUGCUAGUAGCUAUUAGCGCUGUUUUAUUAACAAUAUUGUGGCAACAACUCAAUUAGGUGGUGGUGGCACGAAUUAGAGGCUCCAAGAUUGUCACUUGAAUUCAAUUCAACAAAUCAAACUAUAAACGUUUGUCUCUUUUUUCUUCUGUAUUUGGAUGAGUUAAUUAGCAAUAUUAAUAUUCAUCACUCGGCCCACAACCAGAAUCAGGAUAUUGUAAAUUGUAUUGUGGUCAUAUAUAGCUGGUCAUGGUUGCGUUAUGUAUAGAAGUUGGCCUGUUGCAAGCUAAUGCAAUUGUAUAGUGUACAAUUAGGGAGUGAUACAGUUGCAGUGACAACCAUAAUUAAGAUGUUGUGGUGCAUGCUUAUCGUGAUUUUGGAUGCAAAUAUUGUCUUCUAUCAAUUGGCAAAAACAUUCCAAAAAAAAAUAGAAAAGAAAAAGUGUUAUUUCUUUUU
Glycine soja is the source of this 1422-nucleotide messenger RNA. RefSeq names its product thaumatin-like protein 1b. Gene Ontology annotation, cellular component: extracellular region. The transcript has 3 exons. NCBI's taxonomy places the organism in Eukaryota, Viridiplantae, Streptophyta, Magnoliopsida, Fabales, Fabaceae. The record is from RefSeq and is a predicted model, not a curated record. Gene Ontology annotation, biological process: defense response. Bases 127 to 1026 code for a protein of 299 amino acids.